Perognathus longimembris pacificus (Pacific pocket mouse) is the source of this 877-nucleotide messenger RNA. It is a transcript of the gene Lsp1, whose product is annotated as lymphocyte specific protein 1. Gene Ontology annotation, biological process: signal transduction. The record is from RefSeq and is a predicted model, not a curated record. NCBI's taxonomy places the organism in Eukaryota, Metazoa, Chordata, Mammalia, Rodentia, Heteromyidae. The coding region runs from base 12 to 875 and encodes 287 amino acids. The transcript has 9 exons. Gene Ontology annotation, molecular function: actin binding.
ACACCAGGCCCAUGGCGGAGGCCGCGGCGGGGGGCUCGGAGGAGCCGGAGCUGCUGGCGGAAGACGGCGCGGGCCCAAAGUCCUCGGAGGGCCCCGAAGUGGACGAGGACGAAGGUUUUGGCGACUGGUCCCAAAAGCCGGCACCGUGGCAGCCACGCCGGGGCGCCGAGGGGACCGUGGAUGGCGGCGCAGAGCCCCCGCGGAGCAAGAGCCCAGAGGGGGCGCCGGCGGAGGCCGGGCAAGCGCGGCCCGGCCAGCACGCCUGGGAACGCACGGGCAGCCACGGGCCGUCCCGACCCCACGUCCACCCGGAGGACCUGCACCUGAGCCAGGAGGGGCCAGACCCAGUGGAGCACUGGGCAGGUGGAGGGUGCGGGACCCCCAGCCCUCUGCUCCGGGGGGGGACCACAGAGCCCGGCUCACCUCCCACGAGCCCCUCCAUCAAACUGGCCGACCGGACGGAGUCCCCGAACCGCUCCGUCGAGAAGAGCGACCGCGUGAAGAGGUCCCCGCCCGCCCCGCCGGUCUCCGCCAUUGACGCGCGCCUGCAGCGGUACGCCCAGGCGGCCGAGGCUGCGGGCCGGGCCCUGAGGCCGUCCCGCCAGACCUCCAUAGACCUGCCCGGCACGGCCGUGGCCAGCGCCAGGAGCCUGUGGGAGACGGGAGAGGGGCACACGCCUCCUGCUCCCAAGACGCCCCCCUGCAAGGACAUUGUGGCUGGAGACAUGAGCAAGAGAAGCCUCUGGGAGGGGAGCGGAGGCGGCAAGACCUCCUCCACCAUCAAGAGCACGCCGGCCGGGCGGAGGUACAGGUUUGUGGCCGCGGGACACGGCAAGUACGAGAAGGUGUUUGUGGACGAGGACUCGGCGCCCUAGGC